UCUAUCUCACUCUCUCACAUUCAUGAUCCAUGGCUAUGGCUAGAUAUCUCUCGCUCUUGCCCUCGCCUUCCUAUCCCAAGCUCUACGGCUACUCUUCGCUCUCUCCAAUUCCCAGGGAAACAACUUUCCUCUCAUCGGCGUGCUUCAGAACAAAAGCAAGCACGCCCUCAUUCGUUUGUUCUGUCCAGAACGGUGCUGUCGUCGCCGUGGGCGAAGAUUUACCGCUCGAUUACGGGGAUUGGUUCCCAAAGCCGGAUGCCGGGGAUCGGAGAAGAGCAGGCGUGCUGUUCCAUCCGACGUCGUUGAGAGGACCUCACGGGAUCGGCGAUCUCGGAGACGAGGCGUUCCGGUUCGUCGACUGGCUCCAUGACGCUGGCUGCUCCGCCUGGCAGGUUCUUCCUCUUGUUCCUCCGGGAAGGAAGGCGAACGAAGAGGGGUCGCCCUACUCAGGCCAGGAUGCAAAUUGUGGUAAUACUCUCUUGAUAUCUCUCGAAGAACUUGUUAAGGAUGGUCUGUUGAUGAAGGAGGAGCUACCAAAACCAGUUGAUACCGACCGUGUGAACUUCUCAACUGUUGCUGACCUGAAAGAUCCUUUGAUAGCUAAGGCUGCAGAGAGGCUCAUUUUGAGUGAAGGAGAACUUAAAGGAGAACUUGAGGCCUUCCGUAGAGACCCUGAUAUAUCCAGCUGGCUUGAAGAUGCAGCUUAUUUUGCUGCCAUUGAAGACAGUUUAAAUACUUUCAGUUGGUAUGAAUGGCCUGUAGCUCUAAAGAAUCGCCAUCUUGCAGAGUUGGAAAACAUUUACCAAAGCAAAGAGGAUUUUAUAGAUGAAUUCAUUGCCCAACAGUUCUUAUUCCAAAGGCAAUGGCAGAAAGUUCACAAGUAUGCACAGAUGAAGGGAAUCAGCAUAAUAGGCGACAUGCCCAUUUAUGUAGGUUACCACAGUGCAGAUGUUUGGGCAAAUAAGAAACAUUUUUUGCUGAACAGGAAUGGUUUUCCUCUUCUAGUUAGUGGUGUUCCCCCUGAUGCCUUCAGUGAAACUGGUCAGCUGUGGGGCAGCCCUCUGUAUGAUUGGAAAGCCAUGGAGAAAGAUGGAUUUUCAUGGUGGAUACGCCGCAUACGACGUGCACAGGAUCUAUAUGAUGAAUUCAGGAUUGACCACUUUAGAGGAUUUGCUGGCUUUUGGGCUGUUCCUUCUGAAGCAAGAGUUGCGAUGGUUGGAAGAUGGAAGGUGGGACCUGGAAAAUCCUUGUUUGAUGCCAUCUCCAGAGCAGUUGGGAAGAUCAAUAUAAUAGCAGAAGAUUUGGGAGUUAUCACAGAGGAUGUAGUCCAGCUUAGGAAAUCCAUUGGGGCACCUGGAAUGGCUGUUCUCCAGUUUG
Corylus avellana is the source of this 1377-nucleotide messenger RNA. The record is from RefSeq and is a predicted model, not a curated record. Lineage: Eukaryota; Viridiplantae; Streptophyta; Magnoliopsida; Fagales; Betulaceae.